AAAGACAGGGGCAUUUACUUUGGGCCCCUCUACUUUAUGGUUUUAAGUAUUUUCCGAUUAAAGAAAGAUUAGGGUUGUUAUAGGAGGGUUUUUUGGCUUUUGGUUUCUGAAAGCUUAGAUGCGUUGUUGGAAGGUAAAACGAAGGCCAAAACUUCUCUGGGUCCAUUGUAUUUAAUGCAAUGAUGCUGAGAUUUGAAGACCCAUUUGCUUCAUUUUAGUGGGUUUGUGGUACCAGAAUGGUCUGAGCUCAGCUUCAGAGUGUACUGCAAAAGUGAAGUUUCAGCUAUACCCAAAUCUCGUAAGCUUCACUUUUCCCAAGCUUCAAUCUGAGCACGAGUGAGCUCUCUUUUGCUGUAAACACUGAGUAUCUGGAGAGAACCCUGUUAAAUGAGGCACAUUGCUCAUAUGGAAGGGGAAUGGUAAGAGAAUGCUCAACUGUUCAAGGUCUGAAUCUUUGAUAGUGACUCAGUUUGUAUAGUGUUAUUGCAGUCAUUCAUUGCUUGGGCUCAGUUUGUGUUACUUGUCUCCAUCAUAUUGUGACUGCUUGUAGGUUUUCCCUCCUUUAUUUUUCAAGACUCGUAGAUGAACACUGUGAUUUCUCUGUUUGAGUGUUGAUGCUUGAUUCUUGUUUCUCCUUCUGAAUUUGUUGCCUACUGAGGAAAAUGUUGGUGGGUUUUGCUUUAGGUUGUUAAAUCACCUCUAUACCGUCUGGGUUUCUUUUGAACUGGGGAUUCCAGGCCUUAGAAAUCGUUUUGGUUCGUCAUAGUGGAUUUGAAGGUGAAAGAUAAAACUUGGGAUAGAAAUGAAGCUAUUUAGGCUUUUUCUGGUAACCCUAGUUUUUGUCAAUGCUAUGGGGCAGCUUCCCUCACAGGACAUUUUGACAUUGCUUGAAUUCAAGAAAGGAAUCAAGCGUGACCCAACUGGUUAUGUGCUUGAUUCGUGGAAUGAUGAGUCUAUUGACUUCAAUGGGUGCCCUUCGUCUUGGAAUGGGAUAAUGUGUAAUGGUGGUAACGUCGCAGGAGUUGUACUUGAUAAUUUGGGUUUAUCUGCUGAUGCAGAUCUGAGUGUGUUUUCUAACCUCACCAUGCUUGUGAAGCUUUCUAUGGCUAACAACUCGAUAAGCGGAAAAAUUCCUUCCAAUAUUGGUGAUUUCAAAACCCUUGAGUAUCUGGAUUUAUCGAACAAUCUGUUUUUCUCAGUUUUGCCAUUGGAGAUUGGUAAGUUGAGUAGUCUAACGAACCUCUCGUUAUCGGGGAAUAACAUCUCCGGCUCUCUUCCCGAUUCGAUUUCAGGGCUUUCUUCAAUACAGUCUUUGGACUUGAGUCGAAACUCCUUUUCCGGGCCACUACCAUCUUCACUGAGAAAAUUGUCAACUCUGGUAUCUCUUAAUUUAUCUCUUAAUGGAUUUUCACAGAGUAUCCCAAAAGGCUUUGAGCUAAUGACCCAUCUUGAAGUUCUUGAUUUGCAUGGAAAUAUGCUGGAGGGGGAACUAGAUAAAGAGUUCUUACUUCUUACUACUGCAACUCAUGUUGAUUUUAGUGGGAAUCGGCUCAUAACGUUGGAGCAGAAGUUUCUCCCGGGUAUAUCAGAGACUAUUAGGUUUUUGAAUCUUAGCAAUAAUUCACUCAGAGGGUCUUUAGUGAGUGGGGGUGAUGCACAGAUAUUUGGGAGUUUGAAGGUGUUGGAUUUGAGCUACAAUAAGCUGUUUGGGGAAUUGCCCAGUUUUAAUUUUGUUUAUGAUCUUCAAGUUCUCAAGCUUAGCCACAAUGGGUUUUCUGGCUUUGUUCCAAAUGGCCUUCUGAAGGGAGAUUCUUUGGUUCUAACUGAAUUGGAUCUGAGUGGCAACAACCUCUCAGGGCCGAUUAGCUUGAUUACAUCAACAACUUUGAGCAUUCUAAAUCUCUCUUCAAAUGCACUUUCUGGUGAACUUCCAUUGCUUACGGGAAGCUGUGCAGUACUUGAUCUAUCGCGUAACGAAUUCGGAGGAAACUUAACCAGGUUGGCAAAAUGGGCAAACAUCGAAAUCCUCGAUCUCAGUCAAAACCGUUUGUCAGGGUCCAUCCCUGAGGUAACAUCUCAAUUCCUGCGUUUGAAUUACCUCAAUCUCUCCCGUAACUUUCUCAACAGUUCGCUCCCAAAAGUCAUUACUCAGUUCCCAAAACUUAAGGUCCUUGAUCUCAGUUUCAACCAGUUAGAUGGACCUCUUCUUACUGCCUUGCUAACAUCUUCCACUGUGCAAGAACUUCAUUUAGAAAACAACUUGUUUUCUGGAAGCAUUGAGUUCUCUUCUUCUUCCACCUUUGAGACCAACCUUCAAGUUCUUGAUCUUUCUCAUAACCAGCUUAAUGGGUAUUUCCCUGAUGGAUUUGGGUCUUUAACUGGACUUAAAGUUCUCAAUCUUGCAAUGAAUAAUUUGUCUGGUUCUCUCCCUACUUCCAACAUGAGUUCCCUAAGCUCAUUAGAUAUAUCACAAAAUCAUUUCACUGGUCCAUUGCCAAAUAACUUCUCAAACAGUCUUGAAAGCUUCAAUGCAUCAUACAAUGAUCUUUCUGGUGUUGUCCCUGAAAAUCUAAGGAAGUUUCCUUUGUCUUCUUUCUACCCUGGAAAUUCCAGAUUAGAAAUACCAAAUGGACCCCCUGGAUCGGGCAAUUCCCCUACUGGAAAUCCCAAGAGGAAAUCUAUCAAAAACAUAAUCAAGGUGGUGGUGAUAGUUGUGUGUGUGGUAGCUGUGUUUAUUCUGAUCCUUCUUGCUAUCUUCAUCCACUACAUCCGGAUAUCAAAGAGGCCUCUUCCGCAACACGUGUCAAACAAAGACAUCCACAGACGGACCCCGUCAAAUCCUUCCAGAAAUAGCGGAAGAGACAGUGCCGGCCCAUUAGUUGUUUCAGCUACUGAUCUGGCACCACGAAAAGGAUCCUCAUCUGAGAUUAUUAUCAGUCCGGAUGAGAAAAUGGCUGCAGUAACUGGACUUUCCCCUUCGAAAACCAGCCAUUUCUCUUGGUCACCCGAGUCUGGGGAUUCAUAUGCUGUGGAGAACCUUGCAAGAUUGGAUGUUAGGUCUCCUGAUAGACUAGCCGGGGAGCUGCAUUUUCUUGAUGAUGCACUGUCUUUGACUCCAGAAGAAUUAUCGAGGGCCCCUGCUGAGGUACUGGGGAGGAGUAGCCAUGGGACUUCUUACAGGGCAACACUUGAUAAUGGGAUGUUCUUGACCGUAAAGUGGUUAAGAGAAGGUGUUGCGAAACAGAGGAAGGAUUUUGCGAAGGAAGCUAAAAAGUUUGCGAAUAUCAGACAUCCGAAUGUGGUGGGCUUGAGAGGGUACUACUGGGGGCCCACGCAGCAUGAGAAGCUCAUUUUGUCGGACUAUAUCUCUCCUGGAAGUCUGGCCAGUUUUCUCUAUGAUCGACCUGGAAGAAAGGGCCCACCACUAUCCUGGGCGCAACGGCUGAAGAUAGCCGUCGACAUUGCCCGUGGCCUCAACUACCUGCAUUUUGACCGUGCUGUUCCACAUGGCAACCUCAAAUCAACCAACGUCCUUUUAGACGGGCCCGACCUCAAUGCUCGAGUAGCUGACUACUGCCUCCACCGCCUCAUGACCCAAGCGGGGACCACCGAACAGAUCCUAGAUGCAGGGGUAUUGGGUUACCGUGCACCAGAACUGACAACUUCCAAGAAACCGCUACCCUCUUUCAAAUCGGACGUUUACGCCUUUGGAGUGAUUCUGUUGGAAAUUUUGACUGGAAAAUGUGCUGGCGACGUGGUCUCUGGCGAAGACGGAGGAGUUGAUCUGACGGAUUGGGUGCGGCUGAGGGUGACCGAAGGUCGUGGGCCUGAGUGUUUUGAUGUUGCGUUGAUGCCAGAGAGGGGGAACGUUCCGGCAGCAGAGAAGGGGAUGAAGGAGGUUCUUGGAAUAGCUUUGCGAUGCAUCCGAUCGGUUUCCGAGAGGCCAGGUAUCAAGACUAUAUAUGAGGAUCUUUCAUCUAUAUGAGAUGAUUUUCUGUGGUUUGGUUUUUGGUUUCUACUCUUUUAGUUAGAUCUUAGGUGGGAAUCAAAUAGCUCAUUGGUUUCCCGUUUUGGAAUUAUUUCUAGUUGGACCUUAGUGUGAUGUGCUAAUUUACUGACCCUUGUUGUAAAGUUGGGGGCACAAAAUUUGCAAGGAUGAGCUAUGAUCACUAAUUUGCAUUGGCUUUUGACUGAAGUUUGAUUGGGUUAUGCCCAAGUGAAAUGAUAUGGUUUUGGAAAAA
Messenger RNA from Rhododendron vialii, 4241 nucleotides. RefSeq names its product LRR receptor-like serine/threonine-protein kinase GHR1. Lineage: Eukaryota; Viridiplantae; Streptophyta; Magnoliopsida; Ericales; Ericaceae. Gene Ontology annotation, molecular function: protein binding; ATP binding; protein kinase activity. Bases 803 to 3985 code for a protein of 1060 amino acids. The transcript is spliced from 3 exons. The record is from RefSeq and is a predicted model, not a curated record. Gene Ontology annotation, biological process: protein phosphorylation.